AUGGAGCCGCAAUCAUCUAAUAAUACUUUACUAACUCCAAGUUCACCCCGGCCUCUCUUCACAGAAACAGCUUCGGCGCACGAUUCGGCGCUAGAAUUAUCGCUUUCGGAGUCACACUCGGAUGAACCAGGUUCUCCGCCAAGUACUCAAAGUCUGGAGAACAACGAUGAACAAGAAGAAGUAGAAUUAUUUGACGAUCAUGAUUCUGCGUUUGGUGGGUCCUUGAUAGGUUGUGAUACCGAUACAUUGGCUAGUUACAUUACGGACUAUCGCUACGAAAAUGGGAGGCGUUAUCAUUCCUAUCAAGAUGGAGAGUACUGGGGCCCGAACGACGAAUCUUCGAGUGAUUCACAAGAUCUUGCGCACCAUAUGUAUUUGAUGACGUUAGAUGGUAAACUUCAUUUGGCUCCUCUUAAGAAUCCACAGAAUAUAUUGGAUGUUGGAACUGGAACCGGAAUAUGGGCAAUAGAAAUGGCCGAAGCAUAUCCCUCUGCGCAUGUAAUUGGCACAGAUCUUUCACCGAUCCAACCUGUUUUCGUCCCACCCAACUGCGACUUCGAGAUUGAAGAUUUAAAUCUCGAAUGGACCUAUCCUGGCAGCUAUUUCGACUUUAUCCAUAUCCGAGAAUUGUUUGGCUGUGUAAUCGAUUGGGACAUCUUCUUCUCAGAAACACUUUCAUGUCUGAAACCGGGUGGUUAUAUCGAAGUCUUGGAGCAUAGCGUGUGUCCAGUAUCCGAUGAUGACACGGUGAACGAGAAGAGCUUUUUUACCAGAUGGGGUAAGACGGUAACGGGUCUGGGCAAAAAGUUCGGGAAGAGUUUCACGAUUUGGGAGGAGAGUAAGGCUAGAAUGGAAGCCGCGGGGUUUGAGGAUGUGGUGGAGGUGAGGUAUAAGUGGCCUAUGAAUCCGUGGCCUAGCCCUGAGCAUAGAACCCAUGGUAGUGAUGGAGAUAAGAGGUGGGAGGUUUUGAAGGAGCUGGGGCGUUGGAAUCAGUAUAGGCUUCAUGAAGGGAUAGAAGGAUUCAUGAUUAGAUUGCUGACGUCGGUUGGCGGUUGGUCUUUUGAAUCUGCCCAACUGUUCCUUGCUGAGAUGAGGAAAGCGCUAAAGGACGAGAAUAUCCAUGCAUAUCUCGACGUUACCGUUGUGUGUGGUCGUAGACCAGGAGGUGAAUCGCAAUCACCCAAUACCACUGUUUUUAUACCGUAG
Sclerotinia borealis F-4128 is the source of this 1206-nucleotide messenger RNA. The record is from the annotation of a GenBank genome assembly. NCBI's taxonomy places the organism in Eukaryota, Fungi, Ascomycota, Leotiomycetes, Helotiales, Sclerotiniaceae.